Molecule: messenger RNA, 16584 nt
Organism: Frankliniella occidentalis (western flower thrips)
Lineage: Eukaryota; Metazoa; Arthropoda; Insecta; Thysanoptera; Thripidae
Gene: poe
Product: E3 ubiquitin-protein ligase UBR4
Exons: 51
Coding region: 107-16132 (5341 amino acids)
Molecular function (GO): protein binding; zinc ion binding
Source: RefSeq, a predicted model, not a curated record
CGGCUAGCACAAACAAGGAUAGGCAGUCGACGACAAAUCCGAUCAUCCGUCGCAUUUUAAGUCUUGUUAUUUUCAAGUUUUAAGCAACAAUUCGCAAUUGUAAAAAAUGGCAGCUAACAGCGGAGGAGUGGAAUGGGCCUCCGUUGUUAAACCCAUACUGUCUUCUCAUGGAUCUUUCACCAAAAGUGGAGUCGUCGAACUGUCCAAAGCAAUAAUCAAAAGUGAACAUGAACUAAUAAGCCACGAUGAGGAACAUGAAACCUUCUACACAGUGUUUGCUGCUUUGGCAGCUGAUCAUAUCAGUGCCAAUGUCGGGAUUGUUUGGCGUAGUCAAAUUGGGGUUGUCACUCAGGCUGCUCGUAUUCUGCUUCAGUAUUUAUUGGGCAGAUUACAAGCACAAAUGGCUCUGGGUGAGAAAUCGUCUGGUGAAAAUGAAACAGUUCAAGCCCUUUCAGCUAAGCAACUACUUCUUCCAAUUAAAGCACUUUGCUCUGGGUUCAGUACAUUGACGCUUGCUGAAGAAACUACAUUAGCCUCACUCAUGAAAAAUUCAAAACUGCCAGCUCAUGUUGCUGCUAGUUUAUCAGGAGAUAAAGACUCCUCUCCUAAGGAAGCAAAAAGGUCUAGAACUGACCUCUCAAGUACUAUCCUGGAGAGACUAGCCAUGCCCAUGCAUGACUUUGCUAAACCAAAACAGAUAAUUUCAACCCCUAUUGUUGAAGCUUCAAAUAAAGCAACUGAUGCUACAUCUACAAGUGCACCAGAUGCUUUUUAUGAUAUUGAGAGUGUUUUUGUAAUGAAGAACAUUGCAACUCUUCAGACCUUGCGUGCUGGAGAUCUUUUGCUUGAUAUGUGCCUUUCAUUACCCCAUCUAAGUCGGUACAUCCACAAAUACAGAGAAGCAAUUAUGAAGAAGGCUUUAAGUCUUCCAUCAUCUCAUUCUGAAGCAACUUUGAUUCGACAUAGCCUUCAGGCUCUUGUGUCUGACCUUUCUCUGGCAUGGAGUGCUAUUUCUCUCCCAGUCUUAGAACCUCUGUCUCCUGAGAAAUUGGAGAAACUUAGCACAUUGACCACAUCAUGUCUAUAUGCAGCUGUGUGUGUAGCUACAGCCAGUUGUGUGUUGGGCAUUACUGCUGCUGGGCAGCAAAAAUGUACUGGUGGUAAUAGUGGAGCAUCGAAAGUUGAAGAAGACAGUCUGGCUGACUCUCUAUCAAUUACAGUAGUUGAGAAGGCUUUGGACAUGUUCAAUUUGGCUUCAACUGCUAUCAAGAACUCUUCAAAAGCUGGAGGUCACAUACACCAGAACCAUCUUUUGAUUGGUGUUUGGGUUUUGACUACUGGGCUUCAGACUCAGCUUUCAGCAUCAAGUUCACUGGUGCCAGAAAAAAGUGGAAGCACUAAAGAUGAGAAAGGGAAGUCCCCAAGUAAAGCUCGAGAGGGAUCUAAUCGCAUUAAUUUAAUGAAAGUUCAACAAGGCUUUGGUGUACUUUCUGUUGCCUUGACUUCCAGAGCUCUCACAAUGAUGUCUACACUUUUGGAAGAUCUUCAAAUUGAGGGCCCUAUCAACGAAUCAAGUGCUGAACGAGCAACUGUAGAGCCUGCAGGACUCUCUAUUCUUGGAAACUACACUGCCUUAAACAGGGCAGCUCGAUUUUUAUCUGCUGCUCCUCUGAACCAGCUCUUGUAUUGUGUUGCUACUAUUAGUUAUCGUAAAGCCUGUUCUCUGAAAAGGAUCCAAAAGCAUCCUCCUGAAGGUGAUAAUUUUAGCACUUCAGAUUCAACAACUUACUAUGAGGAUGAUUUGAUAAGUUGUUCUGAGGAGAGUUCAGGUGAUGAUGAUGAUGACGAUAGUGAACCUAUUCUUGGCUUGUGGUUUGAGGAGACAGUUUCUGUACCUGACUCAGACAAAAGUGGUGCUGGAAAUCAGAACACUAGUGAAAGUCAAGAAAACAAAGCUGCUCGUGGAGCUGAUGGAUCGAGUACUAUUGUUCCUGAUAAGGGUGAACCAAAUGGCUACAUAUCACUUGCCACUCAAAUUUUUCAGUUUAUGAAUACACACUUUCUCAGCAGUGAAUCAGCCUACAUCUGGUCAUAUGUUCAAUCUGGUCUCACAGAGCAACAGAUGGUCAUUCUCGCUGCUAUUGUUCGUGAUUUAGACAGAGAAACAGCUCGUACUGAAACUGGUACAAUAUCUGUCUACUUUGGCCCCACACUAGGACAACUGUAUACUGAAUUUUCUCAGGCGUUAGCCCGUUACAGUCACAACCUGCUGGCUCGGAAUGUUCUCAGUCCUGCUUUGCAAGCAACACUCCUCAGUCACCUUGGUGUGAGCCCAUGGGCUGCUCCUGUAGACAGUACCACAUCAUGCACUUCAUGGCCUCUGCAAGUGUACCCCAGGACUCUCGCCAUAUUAGCUCAGGUUUUGCUGCUGAAGUCUCAACAAGACAAAGAGGCUGCAUGCAUCAACAUAUGGCACAGGCUUAUCAACACAUUAGUGGACAAUGUUGUUAAUCCUCCUCCCACUUUUGAUGUUGAGAAUGAAGACUUAAAUGUUGAACAUGCUCAACUUUUGCUUUUCCUGUUCCAUUCUCUCAAUUUAAUGCAGAAGAAGUCAGUUCUUUUGAUAACAGCAAGUGGUGUGAUUCGUUGUGCAGAUGUUCUAACAAACAUGGGGGCCAGUUCCCCUCCAAAAGAUACACAGCUGUUGCAUCUUGCAAGAUUGCUACUUCUGCUGGAGUACUUGGUCAAACAUUUGUACGAUGCUCCUCCAUAUCUUCUCGAACAAGUCCAAUGGAAUCUAUUCUCUGCAACUUCAUUAGAUGCAGACACCAGUGACAACAAAGAUGGAUCUCGCCUGGCAUCAAGGAUUUACAUAGCUUGGAGUGAUAUUGAAAACAACUUCAGAAAGUUUGGUCCUCAAGAUGAAUUUUCAAUGCGACCUCGAUUUUAUGGUCUGGCUACAGCUGAACUCAACAAUCAAGAUCAACCAAAAUUGGAUGGUCUGGCAUGCAAUUUCAUUUUGGGCACUCCAGAUAAACUUAAAUAUCCCCAGCUAAUUGAUGCACUUCUUCAAAUUUUAAGUGUAAUUGAUUUAAGUGUACCUCUACCUGGUGUUACUGCUCCUAAUUUUACAGCAUUGUGUGCAAUGCAGUACUGUUUUUCCAUCAGCUGGAGACUACUGCUGCUCCUUCCUCCCUCAACUCCCUAUAUGGAUAGACUUGCUCUUGGUGAAGAUUUGCCAUCAUCAUCUUUCCUCAUGUACUCUUUAGUUUGGGGACUCCGCUCUGCAUUCAAAACAUUUUCCGGUUGGAUGAAGGAUUGUUUGGUGAAGCAAGGAGUAUUCACUCAGUACGCCGAAAACCUUGUAAAAACUGUGUGUAAAGUUGCCGACAGUAAAGGAUAUGAUGUGAUGUUGGCUAAAUCAUGUAUUAUGGAGCUCCUACCACAAGUUCCACAAGGUGGAAUCAUACCUCAAGAGCUUCUGCCACGUCUCUUUGACUUGUGCCUUCUAGACACUGUUAUAGCUCGUGUGCAAGUACAGCUAGAUGAUAGACUAGCAAGACCUCCACCUACUGCAGAAUCUCCCAGGAACAGUGCUACCUUUUCUCCUGGUGACCUGAGUCUAAAUAGCCUGCAAAAUGUCAUAGAUCUGCUUCCUUUUGUCUUGAAUUUGACGGAAGCAACCCUAGCAGCAAUUAGGUCAACUUUGGUUUUCCAAAUGAAUGAUGCUGUUGAUCCAACGGACUCUGUUGACUUUCGUCAAGUUUUAUCUGUAGCUUCGUCUCGUUCUCCCAAGACUAGUGUUCUUGGUUCUGCUCUCAUGGUUCAUUUGCCUGCUGGAGUUCGAUCAACACUUGAGAAAUGGAAUGCAUUGCCGUGUCUUGACUCCCCAUGGAAUACACAUGCCAAUGAUUUGAUUCCUGCAGAAAGCUACUGCCUCAGUGUUAUAAAUUCACACGUUUCAUCCUUAUCAUCACAACAAACUUUUAAUACCAAUGUGUCAUUGAAGCAUCUAUUACAGUCACUUGUUUCAUUUAUUGGAACUUUUGCUGAUCAUAUUGCUUCUUUUAGCAAAAAUCUGUCGGACUUACAAGCACGUGUGGUUGGCAUAUUAGUGCCAUUAACAAUUGAUGCAUGUACCGAGUACUUACAUGAUUCAGCUGUCAAAGCUCUUGAAAAGAUUUUAGGAGAUGCUGAUUCUGAAGAGCAUCUGAAAACUGUGUAUUCUGUUGUUCUGGGACAUGUUUUCACAUUAAUCAACAAUUAUACCAUCAAUAACUACACUGAUCCAAAGAACCCUAACAGACCGUGUGCACCGGUUGAUUGUGGAAUUCUUCAAGAUUGCCUAGCCUUUUUAGAGGGCCUACUGGACAAACCUGCAGGUCCUGCAGCUUUGGAAAAAUUCUUUGAUCCCACAUUGGGUGGUGGCGAUUUGGUCAAGAUACUUCUUUCUAUUGCCUCUCCUCAGACCGCUCAUUCCCCUCAGUAUGGCACACGAGUUCUGCGGUUUUUCAAUAGAAUAUUUGCUGCAGAAGAGAAGAGCCAAGGUGAUUCAAGCUUGGAUCAUCUCUGUCACACCAUAUCCCGUCUUGCUACUGUGGAUUCUUCAAUUCUUGAAACUUGGAUUCGUCAUGUUGUUUUGGGUGGGGCUCCGAUUUCAAGCCCCUCAGCUCAGGUUGUUCCAGCCCUUCUGACUUGCACUACCUCGAUUGAAAAUGCUCAAAACGCAGCCAAUGAUACCAUUGCCGAAGCUGCAAGUGAGCAAACGCCAGUGCAAACAACCAUGAAUGUGACAGUGCCAGCAGUUACUGGGGCAGAAGAACAACAGGCUCUUGUUCAAGAAAAUGGUCUUUUAUUGCAAAGCUUAACAUCUUACAUGGUGAAAGAGAGGGGAGCAUCCUGUGAAGAUGCCGCUGUAGCUCUUUUAAGGGCUAUUAUACCUUUUGGUUCUCAGGUCUUAUAUCCACCAUUAGAGGGAGCAGGUUUCAAUGAAUUGAUGGGGGUAAUGGCUACUCUUGCAGAUGCAGGAACAGGUCGUGGUCAUAUUGAUCUCCUUGCUGCCUGUCCUGAGUGGUUGACAAUCUGUAAGGAGUACCUUUGUACCAACGAGUCACUGGAAGCCAUGGAAUCACGAGAAGGGCCAUCUAAGCGCCAAUUGGUUAUGUUUGAAGCAUGCACCUGUCUUCUGGGCUACAUUGCUGAUGUGUUCAGCUGUCUACCACACAAUUGUUCUGUUGUACACGCACCAAGAGCUACAUCACCUCCAUGGGAAGGCGAAUCUCCACCUGACGUAGACGCUGAUUGGGCUGAUGAGAUUGGACAUGAGGAUGAAGACAGUAGUGCUGAAGAUUCUGAUGAAGACAGUUUAUGUAGUAAACUAUGCACGUACACAAUUACUCAAAAAGAGUUCAUGAAUCAACAUUGGUAUCACUGCCACACAUGUAAAAUGGUUGACAGGGUUGGUGUCUGCACUGUGUGUGCAAGAGUGUGUCAUCGAGGUCAUGAUAUUACCUAUGCAAAGUAUGGAAACUUUUUCUGUGAUUGCGGUGCUAAAGAAGAUGGUAGCUGCCAGGCCCUUGUGAAACGUAGCCCUCAGUCAUCCAAUGAGCAACAGGUAAACCAGAUAAAUAGCACCAUUGAGCGUGCUGCCAGUAAUUCUGCAGCUGGGGCUUCUGGAACUCAAGGAGUGGAGCAAAUGCUGCAAAGUUCCCUACGCCGCCGGGCCUCAUCUCCAGUUAAUCUUGACAAAGUGCACAUAGCUAAAGAAAAUAUGCGGCUUAAUGUUCUUCAUGAAAAGCUCGAUCAUCUACGAGAGCCCUUGAUGCAAAUAGUAUCAGAAAACAGCAUGGCUUCAACAAUGCUUGAGCUCUUGAACAACCUCAUACCAGCCGUUGACCUCAUGUGUCAGCUUGUUUCGCCUGUUGGCUGCCAUCAGCGUUGCCAGAUUGCCAUGAAAACUCUGCACAUGAUUCCUAAAAAUUACGAAUACAAUGAUCAGCUUAUGGUCCCCACCCUUGGUUCUCAAGAGGGAGCCUUCGAAAAUGUGCGCAUGAAUUAUUCUGGUGAUCAAGGCCAGACAAUCCGACAGUUGCUCUCAGCUCACAUGGUUCGUCGUGUGGCCAUGUGUUGUUUAUCAUCACCUCAUGGUAAACGUCAGCAUCUGGCUGUUUCGCAUGAGAAGGGGAAAAUUACAGUACUGCAGCUGAGUGCACUCCUGAAGCAGGCAGACGCGUCUAAGCGCAAGCUAACCUUGACAAGACUUGCAUCUGCUCCGAUUCCUUUCACUGUGCUUUCUGUGACUGGCAAUCAAUGGAAUGAGGACUUCCUUGCAGUAUGUGGCCUGAAGGAAUGCCAUGUUUUGACAUUCAGCAGUGCUGGAUCUGUUGCAGAACACCUUGUUUUGCAUCCUCAACUUGAAACUGGCAAUUUCAUAAUACGAGCUAUCUGGCUCCCAGGCUCUCAAACUCAGCUUGCACUUAUAACUGCUGACUUUGUAAAAAUUUAUGAUUUAAGCAAGGAUGCCUUGAGUCCUCAGUACUAUUUCUUAGUUCCCACUGGGAAAAUUCGAGAUUGCACUUUUGUAUGCACUGAGGACAAUGUAAUGCACAUGAUGCUAAUGUCAUCGGCAGGCUAUAUCUAUAGUCAAGCAAUGGAUGAAGAAAGUCAGGCAAAACAUGGGCCAUUUUACGUGACAAAUACAUUGGAUGUAGUUCACACUGACAUACGGGAAAAUAAUGGUCAAGUGUGUGGAGGUGGAGUGUCCAUCUAUUACUCCCAUGUAUUACAACUACUUUUCUUCAGCUAUGCACAAGGCAAAAGCUUUACUGGGCAUUUGCAACACUCUAAAGGAGAAUGGACAAUGCCAGUAAUAUUCCCGAUUUUGCUAAACAACAACUCCAACAGCAAAGCAAGCACCAACUCCAGUGGAAAUUCAACAAGUGGAACUUCUAACGGAGGAAAUAAGCCAGCUUCCCAACCACUUUGUCAGUGGAGUGAGGUUCCCAACCAUCCAGGCUUAGUUUGCAGCUUGUUGCAAAGCAGUAACAAUCCAGUUAUAUUGAUGAUAAAACCUGACAGUAUACUGGUUCAAGAAAUUAAAGUGGUUCCUGCAAAAGCUAAAAUAAUGGAUAUGGUUGCCCUUAGACAUCCAUCUUCUCAUGCAGAUCAUCGUACUACCCUAAUAUUGCUUUGUGAAGAUGGUAGCCUUCGUAUUUACAUGGCCUCUAUGGAAUACACAGGUUUCUGGCUCUCUUCCUUGGUUCAAGCUACUAGCCCAAUUGCCAACUUAAAAUCAGCUCGCAAGAAAAAGGCAGUUAAGACUGUGAAGCCCUCAGGGCAGAUAUCAUUCCCAGUUGACUUCUUUGAACAUUGUCAGGCCAUGAAUGAUGUUGAGUUUGGAGGCAAUGAUUUACUUCUGAUUUACAAUACUCAACAAAUCAAACACCGACUAAAUACAGCUGGGAUGUAUGUUAUGUCCACCAAACCUACUGGUUUUACUCUUGAGAUUUCAAACUCUGACAACUCAUUAGUAAUGACGGGUCUGAGAGUGCUCCUCGGAAGUCAGGAUCAAACAAGAGCUCCCUCAUAUGUAGAAAUAUUUGGCCGAAGUAUACAAACCACCAUCACACGGAACCGUUGGUUUGAUAUUCCUUUCACUAAAGAGGAAUCCUUACAAGCUGAUAAAAAGAUAAGUGUUGUAUUUGGUCCAUCAACUGAUCCGGAUGGUGUGACUAUGGUGGACUCAGUAAAAGUUUAUGGUAAAACCAAAGAUGCCCUUGGUUGGCAUGAAGAGCAAGAGGAGAAUGUCAAUCCCACUCCAGCACCACCAGCAACUGGCACCCCAACUGAGAAUGAUCCAUUAGGAAAUCCUGUGUCACUUCCUCCACUGAAUCCCUUGGACAGAAUUGUAUCAGGUCUUUUAGAAGUGCUGGAAGGUUGUUUUACUGUCACCAGUCACCUGCCGUUAGAUGACACUCGGCUCGACCAGCGCUCCAAGGCACUUAGCUUAGCCACAACACUUCUUACCCUGCCUACUCCGGUAUUUGUCCAAAUGUGUACCAAGACUCUUAUUUUUGCCCUUCAUUCAAAUCGCAAUUCUUACCACAGCUAUAAAGAUCAUGCCCUGUUAGUUUUUGUGCAACAGUCUUUGGCUCAUCUUAAAACUGUACAAGAUCCAAGUGAUCUAGAUGCUGAAGCAUUUUACCGGCUGGUUCUUAUUACCCGAGGUGUAGCUGUUACAAGACCUCACAACUUGGCUAAGUUUGCUGAUACACGUGUACAGUAUGAUAGAUGUCUUGUUGACUCAACUACUAAUGAGCAGGAGAAACCCAAACCUGAUGAUUCAAACCAUCUUCUGACGCACAUGAUCUCAAUACUAUGGAAGUUGCAUGGUUGCCACCCAACAAACCUUGCUCUAGCACCUGUCUGUGUUCCUGGCUUGACUCAUGUUGAAGCUACUGUCCAUGCCAUGGUUGAAAUUAUUCAUGCAUUCACGCUCAGUGACAUGGAAGGCACUAUUGGUCUUGCUGCCCAAAUGUACCGUGAAAUGUUGAUGCACUCGGAUCCAGCUGUCAGUUUCAGCGCUAAACAAGCCAUGUGUCGCGUGCUACGACCACGAUCUCGUCGACGCCGGGUUUACAUCCCCAGUCCACCACACUGUAGCACUCCGGGGGGUACAACUGAGAUGGAAUCUGAGAAAGGGCCGGUGUCACAACCCUCCCAAGAUUCUUCUGAAGCUGAGCCACCACACUUUGAGGUGGAUCAAGUAGAGCCACUGAUGUUGCUGCAAGCAGAUGGAGCUCCUGCCCAACCAGCCGUUGGGCCUGUUGCAGCAGUUGCCCCAGCUGUUUUGAAUGUUAAUCAAAUGGAGGGGCUCUUAGUUGGGGCUCUUGGAGGUGCGCUUGGUGGAGCGCUGGGUGGAGCCCUUGGUAAUGUCCCUGCAGGGUUUGCUCCUCUAUUGGACAUACCACCAGAUGCAGACGAUGAAACAAUGGUUGAACUGGCUAUUGCUCUCAGUUUGCAGGACCAUGAUGGGGCUGAUCUCCAAAAUCUUCAGCAAGGACUUGCUAACCUGGGCGGAAAUCUUCAGGGGUUAGCUCAAGGACUUGUCCAAGUUGGACUUGCAGCACAGGCUGAAGCUGUCCAAGCAGAAGCAGGACAUUACUCUGAUACAACUGCUUCAGCUGGUGGUUCAGAUGAUGAGGGAUCAACAGCAGCCACAGAUGGCAGCACUCUUCGUACUUCUCCAGCAGAACAGGGUGGAAGUGCUGGAUCCGAGAGUGGUGGUAGUGGUGUGGACAGCAUAACUGGUGAACACAAUGUAUCAGGAAGAAGUUCAGCCUAUGGGGACAACAUGCAGGAGCCUUUGGUUGGUGCCAGAAGUGAAACUAGCUCAUUAGGUGUGCCAACAGGAUUCCAGGUUCAUGAAGGAGAUGGCAUACUAGAACCAGAACAAGAUCAUGAACCAGACACUGAAAAUUCAACAAGGUUGCAUCAACUGCGACUUCAGCUUCUAGAACGUCUGUUGGAAUAUGUGCCAGAACUGAAGGAUGUUGGAGGCGUUCGUUCCAUCCCCUUCAUGCAGGUUCUUUUGAUGCUUGCUUCUGAUCUUGAUGGAGAAGAGGAAAAAGAUCGUGCAUGCUUAGAAAACAUGCUUAAUACAAUUAUUGGGGAGUUGAAUAUGCGUAAACCUAACAACAAGUAUGUGUCGAUUUACCAACGCUCAAAUGAGAGAGAGGUUCAUCUGGUCAUCAUGCGCCUCUUAAGUGUAUUGAUGUCAAGAUCCAAAUCAAGUACAAAGUCAAAUCAUGACAGUUCAGCAUUUGCUGCUCAAAUGUGUGCAGUUAUGCUAUUCCAAGCAGGUGUUAUUGACUACUGUCUGAAGCUUCUGAAAGCACUUUUAGCUUACUGGAAAACGACUGCACCAGAGGAACCAGCUAAUACACCAGGUUCUUCAUUACUCAAACCACAUUUACCUACUUCACCACCUGACAUGUCACCUUUCUUUUUGCGUCAGUAUGUCAAGGGGCAUGCAAAUGAUGUGUUUGAAGCCUAUCCUCAUUUACUGACAGAAAUGGCUUUAAGGCUUCCCUAUCAAGUUCAGAAGCACUUGGACAAUUCUCCUCCAAUUCUUAUUACAUUUGAGCAGGCUUGGUUUUACUAUCUCUGUGAGUACAUGAUGACCCAACAAACACCUUUUGUACGACGCCAAGUCCGUAAACUUCUUAUGUUCAUCUGUGGAAACAAAGACAAAUACCGUCAGUUACGGGAUCUACAUUCUCUUGCAACUCAUGUAAAGGCUGUAAUGCAGUGUGUUGGUGAAAGUAGCAGUCCAGACUCACCAACUCCUCCUUCAUUGAAUUGGGUGCAACUACCAUAUGACACUUUAGUGGGGCUGGUUGAACAACUCAAAGCAUGCGUUGAAAUUGCCACAAGUCGUACUCUGAAUUGGCAGAGGUACUGUCUGGGGGAUGAUCACAUUUUGCCUUUCCUUCUUCGAGCGGCAUGCAUGCUUGAUGAAGCUGUUGCGCCACCAAUUCUUCAGUUAUUGGAAUGUGCUGUGUGUUCUGCUAAGGAAAUUAAACAAGCAGCUGCAGCCGCUGCUGCUCAGUCAGCCAACCCCAGCGCCCCUGCUGCAGUACCUCCUCCACCUGUGCUAAGGAAGGACCGAGAAAAAUCUGAUGAUUCUGAUCUUGAACAACGUUUUGAAGAUGCUCAGUGUGUCACCCUUAUUAAGCAGAUCAACACACAGGUUCCACAAGAGCAGAUUUCACAGUUCAUCAAAACUUUCCUUUUGGAGACCAAUGCAACAUCAGUACGUUGGCAAGCUCAUGCCCUAAUCUUAGCAAUAUACAAGAACUCUUCAGCAACAGAGCAGGAGAAGCUGCUGGAUCUGAUGUGGCAACUUUGGCCUUUACUACCAGUUUAUGGAAGGAAGGCUGCUCAGUUCGUAGACCUGCUUGGUUAUUUCUCCUUAUGGACUCCGCUAUCUACUCAAAAGAGGACUGAGUACAUAUGUUCUGCUGUUGGAGUUCUGCGUACACAAAAUCAGUUACUAGCUCAUCAUCCUAAUGCAAGCCUAUACAGCCAUUUAGCACAGUAUGUUGAACUGGAUGGUUAUUAUCUAGAAAGUGAGCCUUGCCUUGUUUGCAAUAAUCCAGAACUUCCAAUGACAAGCAUCAAAUUGUCAGGAAUAAAGAUUGAUUCUAAGUUCACAACCACCACUCAAAUUGUGAAGCUUGUUGGAAGUCACACCAUUAGUCGUAUCACUCUAAGAAUUGGAGACUUAAAGCGCACUAAAAUGGUCCGAAACAUUAACAUCUAUUAUAAUAACCGCACUGUUCAAGCUGUAGUGGAGCUAAAGAACAAGCCAGCUAUGUGGCACAAGGCCAAAAGGGUCAGCCUUGUUUCUGGUCAGACCGAAGUAAAAAUUGAAUUUCCUCUACCAAUUGUUGCUUGCAAUCUCAUGAUAGAGUAUGCAGACUUCUAUGAAAAUAUUCAGGCCACAUCAGAAACCCUACAAUGCCCUAGAUGUUCUGCAUCAGUUCCAGCAAAUCCUGGAGUAUGUGCCAAUUGUGGAGAAAAUGUAUUCCAAUGUCACAAGUGCAGAGCCAUCAACUAUGAUGAGAAGGACCCAUUCUUGUGCCAUGCAUGUGGAUUCUGCAAGUAUGCAAAGUUUGAUUACACCUUGACCGCUAGACCUUGUUAUGCAGUGGAUCCUAUUGAGAAUGAUGAUGACCGAACAAAGACUGUUGCUACAAUCAAUUCUCAUUUAGAAAAAGCGGAUCGUGUGUACAAACAACUCAUCAGUAACAAACCUACACUUGAGAUGUUCCUUCUAAAAAUUAGUGAGCAUCGUCAAGAUCGCUCAUCUGAUGAAGCUUCUACUACCACUGGCAGUUCAGGUGUUGGAGGCACUCAAGUAAACAGGGCCAUUCAGUUAUUGGCCCAGCGCUAUUGUGGAGAGUGCAGAACUUCAUUUGAGGAGCUAAGCAAAAUAAUACAGCGAGUUCUAGCAUGUAGAAGGGAGUUAGUUGCAUAUGAUCGCAACCAAAGAGAACAAAUUCCGACUGUAAUAGAGAGAUCUGGCAGCCUAACAAGCUCAACAAACACCAUUGAUCUAUCAUCUUCUAUGACUACUGACUCUUUGUCAACUACUGCAAGUCCAUCUGCAGGUCGUUGUUAUGGCUGUGCUUCAGCUGCUACUGAGCAUUGUUUGACUCUCCUUCGUGCAUUAGCCUGCAGUAAUGUAUCUAGACAAGUUCUUUGUUCUGAGGGCUUGGUUGCUCAACUUGCUGAAAACAAUCUCCGCCGAGGCACUGUUCAGGUUCAAGAAGAAGUCCGUCAAUUAUUAUGUUUACUGACGAGGGAUAACCCCAAGGCCACCGAGGAGCUUUGUGCUCUUCUUAUGGAUCGCAUUGCUCUUACUUUAAGAGGUCACCUAGCAAGUGCUGACUUGUCUGCUUCAGUGCGCCAUGAAAUGGCCCUUUUGUCAGCCUUAGUACACAAAGAAGAUUCAUGCUGGGAACAAAAAUUGAGAUGUGUCAUGCAAUUGUUUUUGAUGGCAUGUAAAGAUUCUCACUCUCCUGUAGUUUUAGAGUCCAUUACUCUACCAUGUCUCAAAAUACUAUCAGCUUUUAUUAAACCUGGUCAACCCAGCUCCAAAAAGAACAAGGAGAAGAUGAUAGGUGAUUUAGCUACGAUCACUCCUGUUGAUGGUGUUGUUGUGGACGUCCGCAAAUGGCUCAAUGGGGAUCCAAAGCAUUCUUACUCUUCAUGGCACAAACAUAUGCCGAGGCGCAAUAGUGACACUCCUCCACCAACAAACAACGGACAGACUCUUUCCAAAGUGGAGGCAAGAGCACAAUACCUUAUGGAAAAAUAUGGCCAAAGGUGGAGGCAACGAACUCUUUGCCAUGCCAUGCCUCUUAAAUUGACUGACACAGCAUGGCUGAAGCAAGUCCUUUUUAAUCCAAGCUCUCGUCUGGCAAGGAUUGUAGCCUGUAGUAUGCUUGAAGGACUAUGUCGAGUACCUGCUUGGAAGAAAGACAUUUUAGAUCUGCUCACAGGCUUCCUGGGUGAAUUGAGCUCAGCAGGAGAAAGUGCCUCAGAUUUUCUAGCUUUAUAUCAAAGUUUGCUUUAUCAAGCUCCUUGGAGACAAUACCUGGCUGUGAAAGGUGUUCUUCUGCAUCUUGCUGACUUGCUCACCAAGGAAAUUGAAAUUUUACACCGCUUAGAGGACACUACACUCACCUCUGACUUGGCUCAGGGGUAUGCCUUAAAGCGCUUGACAGAGCUGCUUGCUUCAUUUCUGGUUGAAGAAAAUAUUAAACAACAAUUUAAAGGACGUUUGGUGGGAGCUGUCCUCAAUGGCUACCUUUCUCUGCGACGAUUAGUUGUCCAACGCACAAGACUGAUCGAUGAUACUCAAGAAAAACUUCUGGAAUUAUUAGAAGAGAUGACAAGUGGUACAGAAGAAGAAAUAAAGGCUUUCAUGAAGAUCUGCAUAGAAACUGUUCAAAGGUGUAGCAUUCAGGAUGUUCGCACGCCUGUUUUCAUUUUUGAAAGACUCUGCUCUAUAAUUUUCCCUGAAGAAAAUGAUGUAGGGGAAUUUUUCCUUUCUUUAGAGAAAGAUCCUCAGCAAGAAGAUUUCCUUCAAGGCCGCAUGUUAGGUAACCCUUAUAGUAGCUCAGAGCCAGGAUUGGGGCCACUAAUGAGAGAUGUCAAGAACAAAAUUUGCCAAGACUGUGAACUUGUUGCUUUACUUGAGGAUGACAAUGGAAUGGAGCUGCUAGUCAACAACAAAAUUAUCAGUUUAGACCUUCCUGUUCGUGAAGUUUAUAAGAAAAUCUGGGUUGCAGAGGGAGGAGAUGGUGAUGUUAUGAGGGUUGUGUACCGUAUGCGUGGUCUGCUUGGCGAUGCCACUGAAGAAUUUGUUGAGACACUUCAUGCAAAGAGUGAGCAGGAAGUAAAUAAUGAAGAAGCUUAUAAAAUGGCCAAUGUCAUGGCCGAGUGUGGAGGACUGAAAGUAAUGUUGGAUCGGUUAGCUGCUGUGAAAGAUACUUCUAGAUCUCGACCCCUUCUUCAAGUUUUACUGAAACUCUUUAGGCUUUGUGUGAAGGUUUGCCGCAAUCAAGAGGUACUUACACAGCCUGAGUUAGGUGCUAUGACCAUCUUCCUUCAAACUCUCCAAUUGUGCCUUACAGCUGAAACAGCUUCUCUCACUCAGCAGCUAUUAGACAUCAUGGAGACUGUUCUGUCUAAAGCUGCAUCUCAGCCUUUAUCAUCUUUUGAAAGGUUUUCUCAGACUUUUGGUGGAACAGAGCAUAUAGAGUCCCUCCUCACUUGCACAACAGCGCCAGCCACACGCAAUAACUCAUCUGUGAUCCUUCACCUUGCAAGGGUUCUUGCUGCUAUAACAUACGGCAAUGAGGAGAAAAUGGCUCUUCUCUGCAAUCAUUUCCAAUCAGCACUCGAUUUUAAUCGUUUUGAUUAUGAGCACACCUCUGAUGAUGAGCACAAAGUGGAGCUUUUCUGUAUCUUAACUGCUGGCAUAGAAAGAAAUGCCAUUGGAAACACCUUAAAAGAUCACAUCAUUUCUUUGAAUAUUGUGAAAAAUGCCUUAGAAUAUAUAACCAGUCAUGCUCCUUGUGUUAAACCUACUUUACUACGCACAGACAGUGAGGAAUGGAAAGAGUAUAUAUCUAAACCUGCCUUGAAAUAUGUGCUUCGAUUUUUAACUGGCUUGGCAGCUGACCACCCUGCUACGCAACUUGCUGUAGCAGCAGAAUGCAUACCUAUCAUACAUCGCUUGGAACAAGUUUCCUCAGAUGAACAUGUGGGAUCUCUGGCAGAAAAUCUGCUUGAGGCUCUGCGCACUCAUGCAGGUGUUGCAAGUCGCAUUGAAGAAGUCAGGGAGCAGACCAGAGCUGAAAAGAAGCGAUUGGCCAUGGCUAUGAGAGAAAAGCAGCUGGGUGCCCUCGGCAUGCAUACCAAUGAGAAGGGACAAGUUACGGCUAAAAGUACUAUGAUGCAGCAGUUAGAAGAUCUAGGUGAAGAAACUGGCUUGGUUUGUGUAAUUUGUCGUGAGGGCUAUAAAUUCCAGCCUAACAAGGUUUUAGGAAUAUACACUUUUACCAAGCGGUGUAAUGUUGAGGAAUUUGAAAGUAAGGCACGGAAGACAGUUGGGUAUAGCACUGUCACUCACUUCAAUGUGGUCCAUGUUGACUGUCACAUGAGUGCAGUACGCUUGGCGCGAGGGCGCGAUGAAUGGGAGUCUGCUGCUCUCCAAAAUGCCAAUACCAAGUGUAAUGGAUUGUUACCUCUUUGGGGACCACAGGUUCCAGAAUCUGCCUUUGCUAGUUGUCUUGCAAGACACAAUACCUACUUGCAGGAAUGCACAGGCCACAGAGAUAUCAGCUAUUCCUCAACUGUUCAUGACCUCAAGCUGCUGUUGCUUAGAUUUGCUCAAGAGAAAAGCUUCCAUGAUGACACAGGUGGUGGUGGUCCACAGUCUAAUAUGCACAUAAUUCCAUAUCUUAUUCACAUGGCCCUUUAUGUCAUCAACACAACUCGUUGUGGUGCAAGAGAGGAGAAGACAUUGACAACUUAUGUAGAAACUGCACCUAAUGAAAGAUGGGUUGAAAUGAGCUAUGCUGCUGAUGGGCCAUUGUAUUGGAUGGUGCUGUCAUUGCUCCUACAUUCACCGUCUCGUUGGCAAAGUACAAGAAUUGCUCAUUUGAAACGAGCAAUUGCAACUGCUCAGAUCCGACAUGUGUCACCUGCCCCAUCUGGCGCUAGUGGCAAUGCCAAGUUAGCAGAUUCUUCAAUAAAAGACUAUGCAGUUUAUAAACCAUAUUUAAUUUUCUUUGGUCUGGUUGAUGGAAUUUAUGCCAACUGUUUAAAGAAAGUGUCAAUAUCAGCAUCAGAAGAUCAAUGGCCUUCUGUACUAGCAGAUUAUAUCAGGCAUAAUGAUGAAGCACUUAUCAAAGCAUCUGAGCGCCUCAUGGCUUCAUACCGUGAGGAACUCUUGCCAUGUUCUGCAUUUGAUGAGUUUUGUGAUGUUGCCAAUCUUUUGGAGGAAAUUCCCAACCCAAUGCUGUUCUUGGAAGGAGUUCUUCAAAGCUUGACAUAACACAUCUUUGGGAACCUAGUCUAUAAAGCAUGUAUAUAGUUUUGAACAUGUGACUUAAAUUAUUGUUAUGCAUUAAAAAUUUAAAAGAAGUGAUACUUUAGGUUUUGUGCUAAAUAGCCACAUAUAUUGUGUGCUGAAGACCAAUCCCCAUGUUUUACACCCUUUUCUAACAAUUCUCUGUAUGUUGAAAUUAUAAGGAAAUGUGUUAUUGUACUGUUAUUUUUGUGAUGUUAUUCAUGUACUAUGUUAUUAUUGCAUAUGGAUGACAGUGUGCUACCUGCCUUCCCCAUAAAAAUGUUUUGAAUAAUGUAUAGCUGAUUGGCUACUUGUGGACUUCCUCUUUGUUCUUCAUUUUUAUUUUAACUUAACAGCUUGCAUUUAAGUGCUGUAGCUCAAACGCACUGUGAUGCUUUUGUGUUAUGUGAUUAAGUAUUAUAUGUGCAAUAAUAUUA